CAGGAGGGAGAGAGAAAAAGAGACGGCAGUGGAGAAGCGAGAGAAAAGAAGCCAGAGCUGAGAGAAAGAGAGAGUCGCAGGAGGAAGGAGAAGGAGAAUGCGCCGUGUCUGGGUAACACUUUUACGCUUGUGUCCAGGGCCUUUGUGAAUACACCAUGGGAUGCAUCGGCUCCAGGAGACUGACGUCAGAUGGCGUGCCAGUCCAAAAGGAUGGGGAACAACAUGGACGUUCAGAAUUUUCAUGGGAAGGAAUCAAUCUGUCUAUGGAAGACACCACAUCAAUCCUGCCCCGGCUCAAGAGGAACUCAAACGCCUAUGGCAUCGGGGCUCUGGCUAAGUCUUCUCUGUCAGGUGUGUCAGGUGUCACACGCACAAUGAAGGAAAGAGUGACCAAGCCCACAGCCAUGGCCCAGGGUCGUGUCGCUCACAUGAUUGAAUGGCAAAACUGGGGCAUGACGACGGUGGGUUCAGGGAGCGUCCUCCAGUCCCGCAUCAGUACCCAGGAGCGAGAAAAGGAGCGGCGGCUGGAGAACGACGCCUACAGUGAUCUCAGUGAUGGGGAGAAAGAGGCUCGCUUUGCAGCAGGCAUCCUGCAGCAGUUUGCAAUCUCAGAGGCAACGCUCCUGGCGUGGUCGUCAAUGGAUGGUGAGACUCCGCAGUCAGGAUCAAACCAGGGAAGCGUGGCUCACCUCAGUGAGGUCAACCAGGAGAGCAUCACCAGUCGAGAUCAGAUAUUGCACCACUCCUCAGCGGAGGUGUGGCCUCACACAUACCAGGGCCACUACUGCCUCUCCUCUUCUGACGCUUGGGAGCCCAUCAACAGCGAUCCCUCCGCCGUAGCGUCUCCCCCUGCUGGCUCCUACGUUAUGGGUACGGAGGGCUACGAUGGGCAGGCCGCAGCUCACUUCCUGUCUCAGCAACAACAGCAGCAGUUCACUCUCCAGCAGAGUCAACUACAACAGCUGCAGCAGAUCCAACAGUUUCAGCACUACCACCAACAGCAGCUUCUGCAGUAUCAGCAACAGCAGUCUCUGGAGCACAGGCUACACAGUGCCAACCACUCUUUGCAAGCAACACCCAACAGCACCAUCCACAGUCUGGUUCAUCAAAUUCACCCUCCGCUGGUUGAUCUGUGGAACACGGGGCAGAUGGAAACCUAUCAGGCAGAAGCCGGUGGGUACAUAGGUGUGGCGGCGACAGUGGAGCCAAGCCUGUGCGUUCCCACUGGUGAAGAGAUAGUAGGAACGGAACACUCCCCGCUACUGGAACAGCAGGAGGAGGAGGAGGUCAAGGAAGAAGAGGUGGCACUGUGCAUGGAGCAAGAGUCGGCCACAUUGACUCCACCCACACAACAAGGGGAUGCUUCUGGUGGCAGUAGUCCGGGGCAGCUGCCAGCAGAGCCAAUCACAGAGCGGAAGUUGUCUGAUGUCACUUCUGGUCUCAUUCAGACACUAGAGGAGAAGGAAGAGCCAGAAGAGGGGCCUCCUGCUUCUGUGGCAGCCAACUGAGUUUAUGGCAGCCAAGAGACAAAUGAAAAACUGACUGAGGAGUCAGCAAGAAAUGAGCAUAAUAACACAAUAUAUCUCUAUUACUCUGUUCCUUUUCAGGUAUCAAAACCACAACUUUUUUGGUUGCAAGGUCAUUUCUUCAAAAUGGUGAGAAAUCGAUUUGAUAGUGGACUCCCAAUAACAGUAGAGCUGAUGCAACAAUGGACACCUGUUUCUUUGCAAGCCUUACAUCCCAAAGGUAACUGAAGAAAAGAGAGAUGAAGGCGGAAGAGAAGCACCAACCGAGUGAAUUAUAUCCACCGGGAAACUGCACUGAGACAAAAAAAAGAGGGGAAUGGAAAAAUGCAUGCUUUUUAUGAGACAAGCAACUCGACCCUGUCAUCAUCUAAUAAUGAUAAUGGAAAUCUAAAGUAAUAAAAAAAUAACAAUAAUUUUGUAAUAAAAGAAACAAAAAAAAGAACAACAAUCUAUGUAUAAGUGUAUGAUAAGAUAUGAGAUUUCCAGUGGGAGAACUACUCUGUUUACAGCUGUUAUUCAACACAUAAGAUAGAGUUUAGUCAAAUUUAUUUCCCCAUUGCAUCAAACACAUGCACUAUACUUUACAUCUGGCAACCCAAGCACUUUCACAGAUGAUUGAAGUAGGCCCAGAAAAUCUCAGCAUUUCAGUGAAAUGCAGUUUUCCCCGAGGCACAAUCCAGGGACAGGCCCUGCUGACUGGACACCCAAAAACCCUGCACAGAUAAGGAUUGUACUGUAAGAUAGCGUGCUUCCUACUCUGUCUCUCUGUAUGCAUGUUUCUUCAGAGUACUAUGGAGUACCUGUACUAUACAGCACUGUAUAGACUUUGCACUGAACCAUAGUAUCCCAGGUGUGGCCACAGUGGCCCUGCAGUGGGCCUGCGGUGGGUUUGAGCGGUGGCUUUCAUGACUGAGAAAUAAACACAGAGCUGCAUAUGUGAAUCUCUUUUGCACUGAUGCAAUCCCAACAGAUCAGAGGUUCCCUUUGGACUGUUGAGGUUACCCAGUUUCCGCUCUGAAAGCUUUCACCGACAACCAAAACCGAGCCACUUGACAACGCGAACCCUCAGCUGCUUUUUUUUUUUCCAUAGACGUAAUCGCGAUGAAUAAAGGAUGAUAACCACUAUUUUGAAUGUACUGGAAGACAGGCGGCAGUACACGAGUGCUGCUUUGAUGCCUCCUCCGUGGUCCACAAGAGAGAGAAGGGAGCGCUGUUCUUAUGAAACAAAAACAAGUGUGGGAGUCUUUCAACCAUGUUGGAAAGUGGAUUCACUGCUGGCUCACCAAGACCACAACAACACACACACACACACACACAGAUAUGAAUAUCUAAAUUGUAACCAGCAAUAGGCAGGCGAGACACUGGCUUCCCAGAUCAGUGUCAGCUCUGUCACAAAUAUGUAAAUAUUCUGAGUAAAUAAAGAAAUUGCCUCUCGCUCACAAUCA
Neolamprologus brichardi is the source of this 2971-nucleotide messenger RNA. It is a transcript of the gene fam131bb, whose product is annotated as family with sequence similarity 131 member Bb. Lineage: Eukaryota; Metazoa; Chordata; Actinopteri; Cichliformes; Cichlidae. The record is from RefSeq and is a predicted model, not a curated record.